Talaromyces amestolkiae is the source of this 567-nucleotide messenger RNA. RefSeq lists its product as uncharacterized. Lineage: Eukaryota; Fungi; Ascomycota; Eurotiomycetes; Eurotiales; Trichocomaceae. The transcript is spliced from 2 exons. Bases 1 to 567 code for a protein of 188 amino acids. The record is from RefSeq and is a predicted model, not a curated record.
AUGGAAUACCUACAAGAUAACGUCCUCCCCACUCUACAAACCUACUCAAUCCUCCUCUUCCGCAAGACCCUUUCAACCCUCACCAACCCCAAAGACGCCGACAAAUUCCUUUCCAACAUUCAACAAAAGUACUUAGAACCAUACCUCCUCGUCCCGCUUGCAAACAUCCUCGACACGUCCACAUCAGCAUUCUCAUCAGCAAAUAUCCUCUCAUUCAUCACGCUAUUAUUAGUGCUAUACAUAUCCCUACGCAUCCUGGACUAUGCGCGAAGGGUAAUCAUGUUCUGGGUUAUGCUAGUCGUGCGUCUCACAUUCUGGGUCGCAGUGAUUGGGGUAGGCGUUUGGAUUUACAAUGUCGGUGUUGAGAAGGCGAUGCAGGAUGCGGGCUGGUUUUGGGGUGUGGUGCAGGGCUUUUUGGAGGAUUUUGUGGUUAAUGCCAAAGCGGAGUCGGCGGCAAGUAGAGGAGGGCAGUAUUAUGGUGGUUCUGGUGCUGGGGGAUCGAGGGGCUACGGAGGUGGUGCAGGGAGGAGUUCGGGAUAUUGGCAUGAUCGGAAUCGGCGGGUUUAA